UAGUAUUGAUUUUAUGAGUACAUAUAUCGUAAAAUAAUAGUGCAGCGCUUCUUCAAUGUCUACUGUUUACCGUGGUUUGUUCUUACCAAAGUUCAUGCGGUCAACAUUUAGGUUACUCCUGGCGAAAUAAGCACGCAGCAGUGCAUAUAAUCAAGAGGACUAAGCGCUGAACCAAGCAGAAACAAGAUUGCUGACUUGUGUCUGUAGAAGCUUAGAAAAUGGCCGGCGCUUUCGUGUGGAACUUCUUCGUCCCUCCACCCAGCGGCGACCUGCCCAAACUAGUGGAGUACUGGUUCUAUGUCGGGAACCACGUUGUCAACCAUCACCCAGACUUCCUGGCGACACACCUGCACAAGAAUCUGGACCCGAACCCUAAGUUCGUCUAUGUGAACUUCGGGAUCUUCAAAACCGACGGAUUCAUAUCUGGAAGAGGCAGGACAGAAGACAUGAGACGUGUCAUGAUGGAAGCCCGCAAAAUCAAAGAGGAUGCAAAGGGUUUGAUGGGUGGUUUUGUAGAAGUGGCCGUGACUACUGGGAAGUCACCAUACCCGUACGAACGCCCCAGUACCGCUCGCUUCAUUGUCUCAAACUUCACGGUACCUGACGAUGUGUCAUCUGAGGAUUUCGAGGCCAACUGGCAAGACUGGACGGGAGUCAGUCUGUUGGAGAAGGAAGCAUCCCCCGACAUGGGGUACGUCUACUCCGCUCUGUACAGGAGGGUGACACCCCACGGACCCUACCGAUACGUGGUACGGUCCGAGUUCACGGGGCUGCACGACAAGCACGAAGCCGGCUUCGGGCUCGUCGGCAAACUUCGGGACUACUUCGGUUCCGAAGCGCUGACAAGCAAGAAGAUCGAAGCCGACGCUACCAUGUGCAGUGUUGUUAUUGACAUGCAAAAGUAUUAAACUUAACUAUCACCUAUUCCCACAUAUCUGGUUACUUUAUGAAAAGAAAGAUUGGGGAUUAGUGGUGCAUUUUUAGUUUGGAGCUUUUUGUUUCUUUUUAAUAAAGAGACUAAUGGAAGUUCUACUCCCAGGGUAUUCGUUUUCUUCUGUCGUUUUCUUGUAGCAUGUUGAUUAUGCAGUUAAAUGGAUCUUAAAAACGAAAAUAAAAUUUUGUCUUUGG
This is a messenger RNA of Branchiostoma floridae (Florida lancelet), 1128 nucleotides long. RefSeq lists its product as uncharacterized. Bases 219 to 908 code for a protein of 229 amino acids. The record is from RefSeq and is a predicted model, not a curated record. The transcript is spliced from 6 exons. NCBI's taxonomy places the organism in Eukaryota, Metazoa, Chordata, Leptocardii, Amphioxiformes, Branchiostomatidae.